CAAGGUACAGGAAGAACCCGGGUCUCUGCGCUCCUCACACAGCCCAGGCCAUCGUGGGGGUUGGUGCUGCCGGGAGGCUGUCAGCUGCGGAGGACAAUGACCUUGCAGACACCACCGCCUGAGUGAGAACCAGGGGUCUGUGCCUCUCGUCAUUCCCCACUCUUACCCUGGUCAAGCCUGCACCAGCAUGUCAGGAACCUCCAAGGAGAGUCUGGGGCACUGGGGGCUACCAGGGUUGGGCAAGGCCUGCUUAACCACCAUGGACAAAAAGCUGAACAUGCUGAACGAGAAGGUGGACCAGCUCCUUCACUUCCAAGAAGAUGUCACAGAGAAGUUGCAGAGCGUGUGCCGAGACAUGGGCCACCUGGAGCAGGGCCUGCGCAGGCUGGAGGCCUCCCGGGCACCAGGCCCAGGCGGGGCUGAUGGGGUUCCCCGCGCUGACACCCAGGCCGGGUGGCCCGAGGUCCUGGAGCUGGUGAGGGCCAUGCAGCAGGAUGCGGCCCAGCACGGUGCCAGGCUGGAGGCCCUCUUCAGGAUGGUGGCUGCGGUGGACAGGGCCAUCGCUUUGGUGGGGGCCACAUUGCAGAAAUCGAAGGUGGCGGAUUUCCUCAUGCAAGGGCAUGUCCCCUGGAGGGGAGGCAGCCCAGGUGACAGCCCCGAGGAGAACAAAGAGCGAGUGGAAGAAGAAGGAGCAAAACCAAAGCAUGUGCUGAGCGCCAGUGGGGUGCAGUCUGAUGCCAGGGAGCCUGGGGAAGAGAGCCAGAAGGUGGACGUGCUGGAGGGGACAGUGGAGAGGCUGCCCCCCAUCAGAGCUUCGGGGCUGGGAGCUGACCCCGCCCAAGCAUGGGCCUCACCAGGCCAGGGAGAUGGUGUUCCUGGCCCAGCCCAGGCAUUCCCUGGCCACCUGCCCCUGCCCACAAAGGUGGAAGCCAAGCCUCCUGAGACACCCAGCGAGAGCCCCAGGACUGGCCUGGAAUUGGCUCCAGCACCCGGCAGGGUCAAUGUGGUCUCCCCGAGCCUGGAGGUUGCACCAGGUGCAGGACAAGGAGCGUCAUCCAGCAGGCCUGACCCUUGGCCCUUAGAGGAAGGCACGAGGUUGACUCCAGGGCCUGGCCCCCAGUGCCCAGGGCCUCCAGGGCUGCCAUCCCAGGCCAGGGCAGCCCACAGUGGUGGAAAAACACCUCCAAGGAUCUCCAUCCACAUGCAAGAGAUGGAUACUCCUGGGGAGAUGCUGGUGACACGCAGGGGCAGCCUUGGACCCAGCCCUGCCACAGAGGCUCCAGCAGCUGCCCAGCCAGGCGAGCAGGGCCCACCUGGGACUGGGCGCUGCCUCCAAGCCCCUGGGACGGAGCCCAGAGAACAGACUCCUGAAGGAGCCAGAGAGCUCUCCCCACUGCAGGAGAGCAGCAGCCCCAGGGGGGCGAAGUCAGAGGAGGAUCAAAGGGCUGGGGUUGAGCCUAGCACGAGACCAAGCUUGGCCAGGAGGGACGACGAUGACCACGCAGUUGGGGCCCUGGGCCUGCAGCAGGGCAAAGGCCCAGGAGCAGGAAACCCUGAGCCUGAGCAGGACUGUGCAGCCAGGGCUCCAGGGAGAGCCGAAGCAGUAAGGAGGAUGCCCCCAGGCGUCGAGGCUGGCAGCGUGGUUCUGGAUGACAGUCCGGCCCCGCCAGCUCCUUUUGAACACCGGGUAGUAAGCGUCAAGGAGACCUCCAUCUCGGCAGAUUACGAGGUGUGCCAGCACGAAGUCUUGGGAGGGGGCCGGUUUGGCCAGGUCCACAGGUGCACAGAGAAGUCCACAGGCCUCCCACUGGCUGCCAAGAUCAUCAAAGUGAAGAGCGCCAAGGACCGGGAGGAUGUGAAGAACGAGAUCAACAUCAUGAACCAGCUUAGCCACGUGAACCUGAUCCAGCUCUAUGAUGCCUUCGAGAGCAAGCACAGCUGCACCCUCGUCAUGGAGUACGUGGACGGGGGUGAGCUCUUCGACCGGAUCACAGAUGAGAAGUACCACCUGACCGAACUGGAUGUGGUCCUGUUCACCAGGCAGAUCUGUGAGGGCGUGCAUUACCUGCACCAGCACUACAUCCUGCACCUGGACCUCAAGCCGGAGAACAUAUUGUGCGUCAAUCAGACAGGACAUCAAAUUAAGAUCAUUGACUUCGGGCUGGCCAGAAGGUACAAGCCUCGAGAGAAGCUGAAGGUGAACUUCGGCACUCCUGAGUUCCUGGCCCCAGAAGUCGUCAACUAUGAGUUUGUCUCAUUCCCCACGGACAUGUGGAGUGUGGGAGUCAUCACCUACAUGCUACUCAGUGGCUUGUCCCCAUUUCUAGGGGAAACAGAUGCAGAGACCAUGAAUUUCAUUGUAAACUGUAGCUGGGAUUUUGAUGCUGACACCUUUGAAGGGCUCUCGGAGGAGGCCAAGGACUUUGUUUCCCGGUUGCUAGUCAAAGAGAAGAGCUGCAGAAUGAGUGCCACACAGUGCCUGAAACACGAGUGGCUGAAUAAUUUGCCUGCCAAAGCUUCAAGAUCCAAAACUCGUCUCAAAUCCCAACUACUGCUGCAGAAAUACAUAGCUCAAAGAAAAUGGAAGAAACAUUUCUAUGUGGUGACUGCUGCCAACAGGUUAAGGAAAUUUCCGACUUCUCCCUAACCUUCAACUCUGCUGCUCCAGUGGGUCCAGAAAUUACUGAGGCCAGUGGUGAAGUGAAGAGAUGACUCGAAAAUUUAAAUAAUUUGGCUUUUUGGUAUUAUUGAUUCCACUUAUUUUGUAAAAAUGGUUAUGGCUGCUGCCUUCCUUGUGGAUGAAAAGUGGCUGUAAAGAAGCUUCCUAAGAACGUUUUUUUUCUGCCUUGUAAGAUCACUACGUGUGAAAUGCUCUGUGUACCUUUCAAAUAUACCUACUUUUGGUGGUAAGUGUAGGGAUGCUUUAGGUGGGUACUUUGCAUAUGUCGAAUUUAAAUUCUAAACUCACACUGAUUAAAUAACUCAGUAGACUACUU
Macaca mulatta (Rhesus monkey) is the source of this 2996-nucleotide messenger RNA. It is a transcript of the gene MYLK3, whose product is annotated as myosin light chain kinase 3. Gene Ontology annotation, biological process: positive regulation of apoptotic process; protein phosphorylation; intracellular signal transduction. Lineage: Eukaryota; Metazoa; Chordata; Mammalia; Primates; Cercopithecidae. The record is from RefSeq and is a predicted model, not a curated record. Gene Ontology annotation, cellular component: nucleus. Gene Ontology annotation, molecular function: ATP binding; protein serine/threonine kinase activity.